AUGGCAACUCCAACUUCCUCGCGCGCGCCCUCUGAUGUGCCUUCCAUUACGGACCAAACUCUCAACGCUCGUCGUACCUCUCUCGGUUUUCUUCGACGCUCCAAAUCUACCGAGCCCCUCGGGGAACAACGAAAAGCAUCGGGAAGUCGCAAAAAGAUGACAAAGUCUCAAAUGAUGGAGGAGGAGAUGCGCCGUCAGCGCGAGUCGUACGCCCCAAAAAUAGCCCCUCGCCUGCCGGACUUUUCCCCCACCCCGCAGCUGGAGACCUUUGGAGGCGAAGAGCGUGAUACCCUCAAGGCAGAGCCCGCCUUGCCUCGCCCUCAUUCUGGUUUCGAAGCACCACCACUGCAAUCGCCCACGGAAGCUAUGGAUCCGUAUGCACGUUCCGAAAGCAUGACCCACCGGGGCCGCUACAGCUACGCCAGCAGCGCUGUCAGCACUGUCAACAGCCCUCGUCGGGUUCGUCGCCGCAAGGAUCCCACCUCCUACAACGUUUUGGUGGUUGGCGCUCGCAACUCUGGCAAGACUGAGUUCCUUAACUUUCUCCGCAAGGCACUCACCAUGCCGGCGCACAAGCACCCUACUCGCACUCCCGAAGAAUUGGAGGAGCUGGAACGUCAGACCUCCGCCUACGAAGGCUUCACAUCGCAGUAUCUUGAAACAGAAAUCGACGGGGAGCGCGUCGGCUUGACCCUAUGGGACUCUCAAGGUCUCGAGCGCAACAUCGUGGAUCUGCAGAUGCGCGCCGUAACCGGGUUCCUUGAAAGCAAGUUCGAAGAGACCCUCGCGGAGGAGAUGAAGGUGGUGCGCUCCCCAGGAGCUCGUGACACUCACAUCCACUGCACCUUCCUGCUGCUGGACCCAGUCCGUCUCGAUGAGAACAUUGCCGCCGCUGAACGUUUCGCCAAUGGUACCUCCAAGGCUACUGACACACCCGUGCUAGGCGUCUUGGAUCAAAACCUGGACCUGCAGGUACUGCGCACCAUCCUGGGCAAGACCACUAUUGUACCAGUCAUCAGUAAGGCGGACACCAUCACUUCCGCCCACAUGGGAUACCUGCGCAAGGCCGUUUGGAACAGCCUCAAGAAGGCCAACAUCGACCCUCUGGAGAUCUUGACCUUGGAAGACCAGGAAGAGUAUAGCUCGUCCGAGAGUGCUGAUGAGGAAUCGAUACAAGAGACUGACCCCACGGAACCCGAAUCUACCGAUCCCGAAUCCGCAGAACCUUCCGAGGUCAAGGACAAGGAGACCAAGUUGGAGCGCACGCCGUCCCAGCGCAGCGAGACCAAGUCCAUUGGAUCACAGGGUCCUGCCAAUCCCCACGUGCCAUUCUCGAUCUUGUCCCCGGACCCACACUCCCUCGCAUCUGGGGAAGAACCGGUCGGUCGCCGAUUCCCAUGGGGUUUCGCUGACCCAUACAACCCGGAACAUUGUGACUUCGUACGAUUGAAGGACUCGGUGUUUUCUGAAUGGCGGUCGGAGCUGCGCGAGGCCAGCCGUGUGAUCUGGUAUGAGCGUUGGAGAACCAACCGCCUCAACCGGAACGGACAGCCUGCGCCCAUGCCUGCCAAAUCCUACGGUGGUCGCAAGGGCCCUGGUAUUCAUGAUGGUCGCCGUACGCGUUAA
Molecule: messenger RNA, 1626 nt
Organism: Penicillium longicatenatum
Lineage: Eukaryota; Fungi; Ascomycota; Eurotiomycetes; Eurotiales; Aspergillaceae
Gene: aspE
Product: septin
Exons: 2
Coding region: 1-1626 (541 amino acids)
Biological process (GO): cytoskeleton-dependent cytokinesis
Cellular component (GO): septin complex; septin ring; cell division site
Molecular function (GO): GTP binding; GTPase activity; molecular adaptor activity
Source: RefSeq, a predicted model, not a curated record